AUGGCUAGUCCCCAGCACCUCGUGGGCACUGCCGACCUCAACCUCAUUGAGGCCCCGGUCACCUGGCGAGCCUACAUGAUCUGUGGUUUCGCCAGCUUUGGAGGUAUCCUUUACGGCUAUGACUCCGGUUACAUCUCUGGUGUCCUUGGCAUGGACUACGUCAAGGAACACUUCGGUCAUGCGGUGCCCAAGAGUGAUGAGAACCCCAGUGGCUUCCUGAUUGCCAGCUCCCGCAAGUCUCUCAUUAUCUCGAUCCUCUCUGCUGGUACCUUCAUCGGUGCUCUGCUUGGCGGUGCUGUCUCUGAGCGCAUUGGUCGUCGCCUUACCAUUAUGCUCUCCUGCCUGAUCUUCGCCAUCGGUGUUGCCGUUCAGGUCGCAACUGUUACCGUCGGUGGUCUGGUUGCUGGUCGCUUGGUCGCUGGUCUGGGUGUCGGUGGUGUUUCCGCCACGGUCAUUCUGUACGUCUCUGAGAUUAGCCCUCGCAAGGUGCGUGGCUUGCUGGUUUCUGCUUACCAGUGGGCCAUCACCAUCGGCUUGCUUGUGGCGUCCGGUGUUGAUCAAGGAUGCAAAGACUUGAAUUCGCGAUCCUCCUAUCGAAUCCCUAUUGGCUUGCAGUUCAUUUGGGCGGCUAUUCUUGCUGCAGGACUUUUCGUUCUGCCCGAGUCACCUCGCUACUAUGUUCGCUGUGGCCGAAUGGAAGAUGCCCUCUGCUCUCUUGAGCGAGUUCGAGGCCAGCCGGGAACCAAUCCUGCUAUCCAGGCCGAGCUUGCAGAGAUCAAGGCCAAUUUCGAGUACGAGAAGCAGAUUGCUAGUACCUCCUGGGCCGACUGUUUCAAGGGUGGUCUUUCUCCUCGCGGUAACCUGCGCCGGGUGAUUGCUGGUACUUGUCUGCAGAUGUUCCAGCAGUGGACUGGCAUCAAUUUCAUCUUCUACUACGGUACUACUUUCUUCCAAUCCGUAGGCAUGAAGAAUGCCUUCCUCAUCUCGACCAUUAUGAACGUUGUCAAUGUGGUUACUACUCCAGCUUCUUUCUGGAUGAUUGAAAAACUUGGUCGUCGCACUUUGCUCCUUUAUGGCGCGACUGUGAUGUGUAUUUGCGAGUUCCUCGUUGCAAUCAUUGGCGUUGCUAAGGAGGGAAGCCAGGCAGCGAGUACAUGUCUCAUCGUCUUCACCUGCUUCUACAUUGCCGCCUUUGCGACUACCUGGGGUCCCGCGGCUUGGGUUGUCGUCGGUGAGAUCUAUCCUCUUCCGGUUCGAGCCAAGGGCGUUGCUCUUGCGACUGCCUCCAAUUGGUUCUGGAACUGUGUGAUCGCCGUUAUUACUCCAUACAUGGUCGAUGACAACGAAGGAAAUUUGAAGGUCAAGGUUUUCUUCGUCUGGGGUAGUGCUCUCUUUCUCUGCCUGUUGUUCGCCUACUUCUUCAUUCCCGAGACCAAGGGCCUCACCCUGGAGCAGGUCGACAAGAUGCUCGAGGAGUCCACCCCCGCUACCAGUGCCAAGUGGAAGCCUCACGACACCUUCGCACAUGAGAUGGGCAUGGUUGAGAAGACCGAGGCCAGCGUGAGCAUGGAGGAGCACCACGACAAGGCCAUGAAUGACACUGAUCAGGUCGUCUCUGUCUGA
Molecule: messenger RNA, 1623 nt
Organism: Penicillium daleae
Lineage: Eukaryota; Fungi; Ascomycota; Eurotiomycetes; Eurotiales; Aspergillaceae
Product: sugar porter family MFS transporter
Exons: 4
Coding region: 1-1623 (540 amino acids)
Biological process (GO): transmembrane transport; carbohydrate transport
Cellular component (GO): membrane
Molecular function (GO): carbohydrate:proton symporter activity
Source: RefSeq, a predicted model, not a curated record